GUUCCAACACGCCAACUCAAGAUUCUACUUUCUGAGGAUGCUCUCCGUCUGUAUCUCUUCUCUCCCACAGUCAUCAAUACCAAUAAACCCGGAACUUUGACCUCUCCUCAGAUCCACAGAGCCAGAUGUCCGGUGUAAUCUCAAACGUCGACAUUCCAACAGUCCAGAUCGCCGCCGAGUUCAGGCUCCAUCCGAACAUCCAUUCCAUCAACGAAGAAUGGUCAGGCAUCACCGAUCCAGUGCUCCGUCGAAAGCUACAGAAUCGACUCAAUCAAAGAGCCGCCCGAAGACGCAAGGCUAAGAGUGCCUUGGCCACUGGCGGAGCAUCAACCAGAUUUCACGCUUCAGACCCUCCAUUAAGCGAAGCCAGAGAACUUUCAGGCACUGAUCUCCAAGUCUUUCGAGCUCGCGACUGGGUCGCGACUAGCGACCUCUUGGAUAAAACCAACGACUCGGCCUUCACCUCUCUGCGCGACCGUUGGCGUCAUCAUUGGUUCGAGAGCGAGGAUAGAACUGGGCCAUCCGUCGUAUUCGAUGCCGCUUUAGGGGCUGGAGGCAAUGGAGUUGACUGCUCCUGGGGUUACACGCUGCCAGCGGACCACCUCCUCACCCUCGUGUACUACAACGUCUAUAGAGCGCUGGUCGCCAACAUUGCAGUCUUGGGUCUGGAUCUGAAUCUAAUGUACACUGAGGACUAUCCAACCCCCUUCACUCCGAUGUCGCCGACUGCAACAUCUUCCAUUCGUCGGCUGCCGGCUUGUCUCCAGCCCACGCCGCUACAGAAAUCCAUCGACCAUCACCCACAAUGGGACCUUUUACCCGACUGUGUAAUCCGUGACAAUCUUCUAUUAUACCCCAUGGACGAACUGGACGAUGAUGAACUCUGUUUUGACAUGCUGGGCGGAGAUACGCCUGAAGGAUUGGAGGAAAGGCCCGAGGGCCCGUCCGGCUUCAUCGUCUGGGGAGAACCAUGGGAUGCUAAUUCCUGGGAAGUCACCGAGUACUUUGCGCGCAAAUGGCCCAAGUUGCUGAAAAAUGCCGUUGACACCCUCCAGAGCACCAACCGGUGGCGGCUCAGUAGAGGAGAAGCUGCUUUGGACUUUGAUCGGAUCUUGGAUUUAGAUUAAAGGAUCACUCUCCAUGGGGAGAGCACGGCGCAAGUUACUAACGCGCUCUGUUGUGCUCAUGCGAAUGCCUGUGCACAAAUGUCAACUAAGUUCUUGUUGGCCAGGCAAGACUGUCCUUGAUGAUACGACACUAAUCUGUCGUACGAACCACAACUAAUCCAGAGCUGAGUCUAUGUAGCAGUUGUGAGAUGUAGCAUGUACGACAGCUAUAAUCGACUAAACAAAUUUCCUGGAGAGCCGCGGCACAAUGUGGAGAAAUACAAAAUGAAGACUAAUCAUUUCGUACGAACAACGAACGAACGAAUACUUAAGGCACUUUGCACUGGCGGAGGAGUAAUUUGGGAACCAUUUGUGUUUAAAGAAAUUACUUCUGCAGUAUUUCAUGGUCACGGG
This is a messenger RNA of Exophiala mesophila, 1520 nucleotides long. RefSeq lists its product as uncharacterized. Lineage: Eukaryota; Fungi; Ascomycota; Eurotiomycetes; Chaetothyriales; Herpotrichiellaceae. The coding region runs from base 126 to 1127 and encodes 333 amino acids. The record is from RefSeq and is a predicted model, not a curated record. The transcript is spliced from 2 exons.